UGCUAGCAGGCUGGAGCCUUGGUCAGCUUAAGCACCUUCCUCCAGUCAGUGACCAACUCUUGGCAUAGUGAAGAUACUGCUCGCCCCCUCUGUUCCCUUCCAGCCUCUCUUUCGCUACGAGAGCGAGCCCCGCGGGUGGCAGGCGGAGGAAGAGCAAAUAAAGGAGGACUACAGAGAAGAAAAGACCAGGCUGGGUCUGGGUGGUGUCUGCAGUGCCAGAAAGAGGUGGCAGCUGUAGCUGCGACCACGGCCGCGCGGGACGUGAGGCCAGAGAGCAGCCGGCGGCGGCGGCGGCCGCUCCAGCACCUCGCGCCGGGGCCGUUAGUCAGCAGAACGGGACUUCGUGCCGAGGAGCAGGACCCGCACGAGGCGAGACUCCGGAGCGCAAGCCGGGCCCCCUCGGGCGCCGCCGUCCUUCCUGGUCCGGGCGCCAGGGACUGCAGCCGUCGUCCCUCUCCUCGGCCGGGCCCGUCCGCGGGCGGGGAGAGUCGGGCGGCGGCGGGAGCGCGGAUCGCGCCCUCUCGAGGACAGAGUGCCGGCAAAGGUUCUCCCGGCCCGUUCUUCCUGGCGCCUCAGCUGCGUCCCCUCAGGUGCAGCAGUCCAUGCAGUCUAUGUCCUCCAUCACAAUUGAGGUUCCCUAGCAAACUCAUCUGAAUUUCGAGUCCUGUAAUCUCACAGAGGAGUGCCUCUGCUGUUGAUUCCUGUAAUUGUCUAAAAGAAGAAAGAAAUGCAGCCUACCCCGGAGACAGAGAAGAGUUUCACAAGCUGUGUUUCUGCACAGAGAAGACAGAAAAUUUGUUAAAACAUCUUAUUAGGCACCUCCUUUCUCAGUUACACUUAGCAUAAAUUUUGACAAUUAUGAGUAUUUGUAUGUUCCAUCCUUACUGAAAAGGAGCAUUUUGGCAAACUCUGAAGGCUAUUGGACCACUGACACCGUGGCUGAAAUGAUAGGCUCCUGAGACAAAUGUUCUGAGCCCUUGUCGCAGUGUAGAGCAUUGAUGUAUCACAGUGAUUGAGCCUGGCAUCAAAUCCUGGCUCCACCACUACCUCACCUUGUGGAAAUUUCUUUUCUCAGAAGAUGAAUAAUCUUUCAUUUAGUGAGCUAUGUUGCCUCUUCUGCUGCCCACCUUGUCCAGGAAAAAUUGCUUCAAAAUUAGCAUUUUUGCCACCUGAUCCAACUUACACACUGAUGUGUGAUGAAAGUGGAAGCCGCUGGACUUUACAUCUAUCAGAAAGAGCAGACUGGCAAUAUUCUUCCAGAGAAAAAGAUGCUAUUGAGUGUUUCAUGACUAGAACCAGUAAAGGCAACAGAAUUGCCUGUAUGUUUGUGCGUUGCUCACCCAAUGCCAAAUACACUUUACUCUUCUCACAUGGAAAUGCUGUUGAUCUUGGUCAGAUGAGCAGCUUUUACAUAGGACUGGGAUCACGGAUUAAUUGUAAUAUAUUUUCAUAUGAUUAUUCUGGAUAUGGUGCAAGUUCUGGGAAACCAACAGAGAAGAACCUCUAUGCAGACAUUGAAGCUGCUUGGCUUGCUCUUAGGACAAGAUACGGCAUUCGCCCUGAAAAUGUGAUUAUAUAUGGCCAAAGUAUAGGGACAGUACCUUCUGUGGAUCUUGCUGCUCGGUAUGAGAGUGCUGCUGUUAUUCUUCAUUCUCCUUUGACCUCGGGAAUGCGAGUCGCUUUUCCUGAUACCAAGAAGACCUACUGUUUUGAUGCAUUCCCAAACAUUGACAAAAUCUCUAAGAUAACCUCCCCAGUAUUAAUAAUUCAUGGGACUGAAGAUGAAGUCAUUGACUUUUCACAUGGCCUUGCAUUGUUUGAGCGUUGCCAAAGACCUGUGGAGCCUCUGUGGGUUGAGGGAGCAGGUCACAAUGAUGUGGAACUUUAUGGACAAUACCUUGAAAGAUUGAAACAGUUCGUGUCACAGGAACUGAGCAGAACGAGGACUAUAAGGUGAAAAUCACAAUAUGGAAGAUUAGAGUUCAAUGUAAGAAGGAACUUUAUAGUUAAUUGUCCAUGAAGGAAAAGGAUUAAUGAGUAUCUUACCACUGAAGGCAGAACAGAAGUUGAAUGACAUCUGUCAUGGAUGUGCUGAAGAAAUUACAGACUUAAAUGGAAGUGAAACGUAGUUGUAGUAAGUAAAGUCCCUUUAACUAAGAUUUUAUAUUCGAUUCAGAUUUCCCCUGCCUACUCAGACUAUUGCUUGCCCUGCAACAUGUAGCGGGCAGUAUGACGGAGAAGAAAAUCAAAUUGUCAAUCAGAUCUAGGCUGCCUUCUUAGCAGAAACUACUAAUUAGAUUUGUGAUGUUGGGCAAGUCACCUCUCAGGGCCUCAGCUUUCUCACUUGAAAUGAAGAGAUUGAACUGUUGAAUAUAUUCCCUUACCCUUCUACUGUAAUAUGAAAAUCUCAUAGGUGCACCCCUAUGUAAUGGCUCAUACCAAUUUUUAACCUUGGCUAGAGUAGCCCCAGAAAGCUCGUGUAUGAUAACUUGGCUUUUGUGCAUACCAACAUGAUGCAAAUUGAAUGGUAACUCUAAUCCUUGGGAAAUGGCCAGCAGUGUACAUUGCUGUAGUAAACACUGAUAAAAGUAUCAAAAUAGUUAUUUUAAUUAGAGAUGGGUAGGCUUUUAUCUUGUUGCUUUGUUUUAAAAUAGGCAACAUAUUCAAAUACCAUAAAUGUAAUGUUGCACUAUAAUAAUCUACUCCCCAAAAAUCCAGUAAUCAAAAAAUGUAACAAUUCGUGGAUAUAUUUGGAAUUAGGUUUUGAGUUACAAUUUGCAGGGUGCAGUAUAAAGAAAGAAGGCAGUUGUCUACUACCGCAUCUCUAAAUAGAUUUUUUAGAGAUGACGGAAUCAUUCAAUGAGUAAUGCUAAGGAAGGAAGCAAACACCUUAGCCUGGAAAUGACCCACUUGACAUUAGAGUUUAAAAAGAGAAAGAAAAAAAACAAAACAGGAAUUAAAGCAUAGUAUCUUUACAAAUGUCAGUGAGCUAAAAACUAGUAAACCACAGCUGGUUCUUUCAUAUGAAGCCAGAUGGACUUGAAAUUAUUUUACUCCCUCUUUAUUUCCUUUUGUAGGCCACAUAUUAAACUUGCAUGAUACAAUUAAAACGCUUCUAGAAAAAAAUGCAAUAGUUAUACAUUAAAAAAUGAGAUUCCUAUAUUAGAAAAAUUGGAGAGAUGCUGUUCUAAAAUAUUUCAUUGUGAUAUUUUUUAUCUGCUGAUAAAAUGCAAAUUUCAGCUAUUAUAAUACUUGAUUAAUUCAGAAUUGAAAGUUUUUUUUCCCAAAAGAACUGCUUAAGGCAGUAUUGUGGUAAGGAGGAUAGUAGGCUUUAUAGACAUUUGAAUCAAAAAUUUAAAAUAUACUUUAUUCCAAUCUUUCUUUUUAGCUGUUUUCCAAUUACCUCCUAAAUAUGGUGGAUUCGUAGAACAUGAAUCAAAACUUCUAAUCGACAUUCUACAUGUGAUACUGUCAAGAAUGAAAUAAAGUAUCCAAUGUAAUAUUAAGUGAAAAAAGAAAAAUAAAAUUGAUGUAUAUUGAUGUAGUAACAUAAUUACACCUCUGUAAAAUAAAAUGUGAAUGCCUGUGUAAUAAAACCAGAAGGGAAUAUAUAUAAUGAAAAAUGAAUGAGUUGAAUUAAUGGGAUUAUGAGUGACCUUUUCCCCUCUUUUUUUAGAAGGGUAUCUUUUAUAUGGCUAUAUUAAAAAAGAAACACCUGGUUCUUACCUUCAGAAGCCUGGGCUUCUGAAACCAUAGUACUCCAAUAAAGGCCAAAACUCUCAAAUGUAUU
This is a messenger RNA of Choloepus didactylus (southern two-toed sloth), 3790 nucleotides long. RefSeq names its product abhydrolase domain containing 17B, depalmitoylase (gene ABHD17B). Gene Ontology annotation, molecular function: palmitoyl-(protein) hydrolase activity. The record is from RefSeq and is a predicted model, not a curated record. NCBI's taxonomy places the organism in Eukaryota, Metazoa, Chordata, Mammalia, Pilosa, Megalonychidae. Bases 1079 to 1957 code for a protein of 292 amino acids. Gene Ontology annotation, cellular component: plasma membrane; endosome membrane. The transcript is spliced from 7 exons. Gene Ontology annotation, biological process: protein depalmitoylation.